AUGAGAAACCACAGUGUUGUCUCCGAGUUCAUGCUCAUCGGGCUGUCUGCUGACCCCCUGACCCAGGCUCUGCUCUUUGUGCUGUUCCUUGUCAUUUACCUCCUGACCCUGAUGGGGAACCUGAUGCUGCUGCUGGUGAUCAGGCUGGAUUCCCAUCUCCACAUCCCCAUGUACUUUUUCCUGGGACAACUGUCCUUCCUGGAUCUCUGCCACUCCUCCGUCACUGUGCCCAAGCUUUUGGAGAACCUCCUGUCUGAGAAGAAAACUAUCUCCUUAGAGGGCUGCAUGGCUCAGGUCUUCUUUGUGUUUACCACAGGAGGUGCUGAAUCCUGCCUACUGGCUGCGAUGGCCUACGACCGCUAUGUUGCCAUCAGCUCUCCUCUGCUCUAUGGCCAGGUGAUGAACAGACGACUGUGUAUGGGGCUGGUGUGGGGCUCAUGGGGUUUGGCUUUUCUGGAUGCUCUCAUCAAUAUCCUUGUAGCUCUUGAUUUAGACUUUUGUGAGGCUCAAAAUAUCCACCACUACAGCUGUGAGAUGCCCUCUCUCUACCCUUUGUCCUGCUCUGAUGUGACUGCAAGUUUUACUGUCCUGCUCUGCUCUAGCUUCCUGCAUUUCUUUGGAAAUUUCCUCGUGAUUUUUUUUUCCUAUGUUUGCAUUUUGUCCACCAUCCUGAGCAUCAGCUCCACCACAGGCAGAAGCAAGGCCUUUUCCACCUGCUCCUCCCACCUCACUGCAGUGACCUUCUUUUAUGGCUCAGGAUUUCUCCGCUAUCUCAUGCCCAACUCAGGAUCCACUCAAGAGUUAAUCUUCUCCUUACAGUACAGCGUGGUCACCCCCAUGUCGAAUCCUCUCAUCUACAGCCUGAAGAACAAGGAAGUGAAGGCAGGUUUGAGGAGGUUGCUGAGAAAAUAUUUCUAG
Molecule: messenger RNA, 918 nt
Organism: Pteropus alecto (black flying fox)
Lineage: Eukaryota; Metazoa; Chordata; Mammalia; Chiroptera; Pteropodidae
Product: olfactory receptor 8S1
Exons: 1
Coding region: 1-918 (305 amino acids)
Biological process (GO): G protein-coupled receptor signaling pathway
Cellular component (GO): membrane
Molecular function (GO): G protein-coupled receptor activity; olfactory receptor activity
Source: RefSeq, a predicted model, not a curated record